Molecule: messenger RNA, 690 nt
Organism: Pediculus humanus corporis (human body louse)
Lineage: Eukaryota; Metazoa; Arthropoda; Insecta; Psocodea; Pediculidae
Product: GTPase_rho, putative
Exons: 3
Coding region: 1-690 (229 amino acids)
Biological process (GO): cell migration; small GTPase-mediated signal transduction
Molecular function (GO): GTPase activity; GTP binding
Source: RefSeq, a predicted model, not a curated record
AUGGCAGCAAUUCGAAAAAAAUUAGUUAUUGUUGGUGAUGGUGCAUGUGGUAAAACAUGCCUUUUAAUCGUAUUUAGCAAAGAUCAGUUUCCUGAGGUUUACGUACCUACGGUUUUUGAAAAUUAUGUGGCUGAUAUUGAAGUCGAUGGAAAGCAGGUAGAAUUGGCCUUGUGGGACACGGCAGGACAAGAAGAUUACGAUCGUCUUCGACCGCUGUCAUAUCCUGAUACUGAUGUUAUAUUAAUGUGCUUCUCAAUUGAUUCUCCGGAUUCUUUGGAAAACAUACCAGAAAAGUGGACACCCGAAGUAAAACAUUUUUGUCCAAAUGUUCCCAUCAUUCUUGUGGGCAAUAAGAAGGAUUUAAGAAAUGACCCGAACACAAUUAAGGAAUUAGGAAAAAUGAAGCAAGAACCAAUGAGGCCAGAAGAAGGUCGUGCUAUGGCCGAGAAAAUAAAUGCUUUUGCUUACUUAGAGUGCUCAUCUAAGAGCAAAGAAGGUGUAAGAGAAGUAUUUGAAACUGCUACUCGAGCUGCUCUUCAAGUAAAAAAGAAGAAAAAGGGAGGUUGUUUCAUUUUCUUUGGUUGUUUCUGUGCUCAAAGCACAAAUCCUUGCUGUUAUUUAAAAAUAUUCAUAUUAAAUGUGUUCGCUCAUGUUUUUUGGUGGCCUGUUGUUGGGAAUCCCUGUAUUUAA